GAACACUAUCACACACAAGCACUUAGAGUAACUUCAGGGGCAAUCUUGUAUCCUGUACAAGAAUCCCCAGAUCACUGGCUGUGCUUCAUGUAUUCUACCUGCUUUCACUUGGAUUGCUGUUUGCCUGCUAUUCGAGAGCAUUGAAGUUUCUUCUGCAUGGCUUUGUCAGCUAUAUUAACCCUAAACUGACUUCAUGGUCAACAUACUUCUUUUUCCUUCUUCAUUCUCUUGUGGAUUAAUAUAUAAUCUGGCAGGGGAGGAAUAAACAAAAACCCAUUGGAGUUAUCAGGCUGGUAUAUCUGCAGAUCUGACCUGAACAUUGGGAAGCAAGAAAAGUCUAUCAGUCUGAUAAUGGAUGACUACAAUGUCUCUGCGGAGAGUCCUCAGAUUGGCCAAGGCCGGCAGAACGCAAUUAAAUGUGGAUGGCUACGGAAGCAAGGAGGCUUUGUCAAAACCUGGCACACUCGUUGGUUUGUCCUCAAGGGAGACCAGCUCUAUUAUUUCAAAGACGAAGAUGAAAUGAAACCUUUGGGUACAAUAUUCUUGCCUGGAAACAGAGUUGUAGAGCAUCCUUGUAAUGAGGAAAGUCCUGGGAAGUAUCUGUUUGAAGUUGUUCCAGGAGGAGACCGGGAGCGGAUGACUGCAAACCAUGAAACAUAUCUUCUUAUGGCCAGCACGCAGAAUGACAUGGAAGACUGGGUCAAGUCUAUCCGCAGGGUUAUAUGGGCGCCUUUUGGAGGAGGCAUCUUUGGUCAGAAGUUGGAAGACACCGUAAAAUAUGAAAAGAGAUAUGGAACUCGCCUCGCCCCCAUGUUGGUGGAACAAUGUGUAGACUUUAUCAGACAGAGAGGGUUGACAGAAGAAGGACUAUUUAGACUUCCUGGUCAAGCUAACCUUGUCAAGGAAUUACAGGAUGCCUUUGACUGUGGGGAGAAGCCAUCUUUUGACAGUAACACAGAUGUCCACACGGUAGCAUCACUGCUGAAGCUUUAUCUAAGAGAACUCCCAGAACCGGUCAUUCCAUACGCCAAGUAUGAAGAUUUCCUUUCCUGCGCAAAGCACCUCAGCAAAGAAGAGGAGUCUGGAGUUGCAGAAUUGGCGAAACAAGUGAAAAGUCUACCCCAGGCAAAUUAUAACCUCUUAAAGUAUAUUUGUAGGUUCCUGGAUGAAGUCCAGUCCUACUCGGGUGUAAAUAAAAUGAGUGUACAAAACCUGGCAACAGUGUUUGGUCCAAAUAUUUUACGUCCAAAAGUGGAGGAUCCCAUGACUAUAAUGGAAGGUACUGUACUUGUGCAGCAGCUAAUGGCUGUAAUGAUAAGUGAACAUGAAAUCCUUUUCCCCAAAGAUACUGAUGGUCAGAUUGGACAAGAGCUAAGUAACAACAAUAAUGACAUCCAGAAGAAAGUAAUACUGGGCCAGAUGCACAACAAGGAAAACAAUAAUACAAAAGAUGUAGCAGUCAGGAGGUGCUCUUGGGAAAAGACAGAGUCCCCACAGAGGUCAAGUGUAGAAAAUGGUUCUCCUACUACACUGUGUGGAAGUAAAUCUAACAGUCCAAGGAACAGCAUUCACAAACUCGAUGUCACCAGAAGUCCACCAUUAAUGGUGAAGAAAAACCCAGCUUUUAAUAAGGGCAGCGGUAUUGUCACCAAUGGGUCUUUCAGUAGCUCUGUGGAAGACAAGCACCACUCAUUACCUAACGGUACUUUACAGGCCAGAAGGACAUCCUCACUGAAAAGUUCUGGAACCAAAAUGGGUACUCACAGUGUUCAAAACGGUGCAGUGAAAAUGGGGGUGUCCGGCACAGAUACCUUAAGCAAUGCCUUGAACAACCGGACCCAAAACUGGUUGCAUAAUGGAUAUGUCACAUUAAGAGACAACAAACAAAAAGAUUCUGCCAGUGAUUCUGCACAGCAGCAUAGAUUGUCCACCUAUGAUAAUGUUCACCAACAGUUCUCCAUGAAUUCAGAGGACAAACAAAGCAUAGACAGUGCAACCUGGUCUACAUCUUCCUGUGAAAUAUCCCUUCCGGAAAACUCCAACUCCUGCCGCUCAUCUACAACAACGUGUCCAGAGCAGGACUUUUAUGGGGGCACUUUUGAAGAUCCUGUGUUAGAUGGACCCCCUAGUGAAGAUAUUACUAAUCAAACAGACUUUGAUAACAAAUUUGACAGAAGAAGUGCUGGAGGACGUAGCAGCCGGGCAACCAGCAGCAGUGACAACAGUGAAACCUUUGUAGUGAGCAACACAAGCAAUCACAGUGCUCUUCACAGUCUUGUAUCCAGUCUGAAGCAAGAGAUGACAAAGCAGAAGAUGGAAUACGAGACAAGAAUGAAAAGCCUGGAACAGAGGAAUCUUACUCUGGAGACAGAGGUUGUAUCUUUGCAUGAGGAGCUUGAGCAAGAGAGGAAAAAAUACACAAUGGUGGAGAUUAAAAUGAGGAAUGCAGAACGUGCCAAGGAGGAUGCGGAAAAGAGAAACGACAUGUUGCAGAAGGAGAUGGAGCAAUUUUUCUCAACUUUUGGUGAACUGACAGUGGAACCACGUAGACCAGAGCGAGGGAACACCAUAUGGAUCCAAUAAAGAGACCCAAAAUGUGCAGGACUUGGAGAAGAAACUGCUGACUCUAUUAUGGACGAUGAUGUACAGGUGGCUGGUCACCUGGCUGAAGCUAAUGCUAACUGUACCAAGGGCAAGAAUGAUGAACAUCAAACAUAGUAUUCACCUAAUAAUUGUUCCAUAAUGCUAAUGCCAAGCGCUUCAACUGGAUAUGUGUACAUAGAGUUAAAAAAAAGUGUUAUGUUAUAUUAAAAGAGAAUUGUAUUACAAAAA
This is a messenger RNA of Spea bombifrons (plains spadefoot toad), 2832 nucleotides long. RefSeq names its product Rho GTPase activating protein 24 (gene ARHGAP24). The transcript has 10 exons. The record is from RefSeq and is a predicted model, not a curated record. Gene Ontology annotation, cellular component: focal adhesion. Gene Ontology annotation, molecular function: GTPase activator activity. Lineage: Eukaryota; Metazoa; Chordata; Amphibia; Anura; Pelobatidae. The coding region runs from base 352 to 2583 and encodes 743 amino acids. Gene Ontology annotation, biological process: wound healing, spreading of epidermal cells; signal transduction; negative regulation of Rac protein signal transduction.